UUUAUAGUUAGAUCAGUACCAGGCAAUUAUUCAGCAGCACAAGAUGGAAUGUUCUUCUAGCUGAUGGUUUCUCUGUUCUAUUCAAGAGUAUCACAAUACCGUUCACGUAUAACCUUUGUUGCUGUGAAUUUCUUUAUACAGAAGCACAGAGGAGUUCACUGAAAAUAUGGCCACAUUACAGAACUUUACAAAGGCUCUGGAAGAUACUUUCAGGAGGACAUUCCUUGAUUACAUGAAUAACUGGCGAAGAAAUACCACAGUUGAAGAAAAUACGUUGCAAGGAAAACUUGAUGCUGAAAACUUAAAUUAUGUCAUUAUGUAUCUCAUGGUGAUGAUUGGGAUUUUCUCCUUCAUUGUUGUGACGAUCUUAGUGAGCACUGUGAAAUCAAAGAGACGAGAGCACUCUGAUGACCCUUAUCAUCAAUACAUUGUGGACGACUGGGGCAACAAGCUCAAAAACCAGACGCUGCUCCACCAUGACCAUAAAUGCACCAUCCAUGAAAAUACUGGUGCAAAGGAUCAAGCAAGCACCCAGACUGCUUGAUCUGUGCGAGAAAUGGCCAUUACCUGAAUAAAGUAGUA
This is a messenger RNA of Lacerta agilis (Sand lizard), 582 nucleotides long. RefSeq names its product potassium voltage-gated channel subfamily E regulatory subunit 2 (gene KCNE2). NCBI's taxonomy places the organism in Eukaryota, Metazoa, Chordata, Lepidosauria, Squamata, Lacertidae. The coding region runs from base 167 to 544 and encodes 125 amino acids. Gene Ontology annotation, cellular component: membrane. The record is from RefSeq and is a predicted model, not a curated record. Gene Ontology annotation, biological process: potassium ion export across plasma membrane; regulation of ventricular cardiac muscle cell membrane repolarization; membrane repolarization during action potential. Gene Ontology annotation, molecular function: potassium channel regulator activity; delayed rectifier potassium channel activity; transmembrane transporter binding. The transcript has 2 exons.